Messenger RNA from Monosiga brevicollis MX1, 844 nucleotides. RefSeq lists its product as uncharacterized. Gene Ontology annotation, cellular component: THO complex part of transcription export complex. The coding region runs from base 1 to 723 and encodes 240 amino acids. The transcript has 8 exons. Lineage: Eukaryota; Choanoflagellata; Craspedida; Salpingoecidae. The record is from RefSeq and is a predicted model, not a curated record. Gene Ontology annotation, biological process: mRNA processing.
AUGAGUGGUGAGAGUCUUAUCAACCUCAAUCCAAACGCACAUGUUGAGCGCCGGCUCGACUACAACGAGAAUGACACGCGCCGCAUCAAUCGCCUCAUCCUGCUCUCCAUGAAGCUGCAAGGAGAGGAUUUGCCGGCCGAGGACCGAGCCACCACAGUUGCGGAAAUGACCGAAGUGCUAGAGGUGCUGCACCACAACUUGAGCAAAGCUGAUGCCAUGGCGGGCAUGUAUGAUGAGGAAGCCGAGUCCUUUCAGCAGUUGCGGCAAUCUCUCGAGGCGCGCAUUAAGCAAGUGGCUGCCGACACUGAACAAGCACGCGUGGAUCUAGCCGGAGCACAACAACUCUUGCGCUACAAACAGGGUCUGUCAGAACAUGCCUUGCCACAAAAACGUUCCAGCGCCCCUGCUCACCGAGUUGCGGCGGCCUUUGCAGAGUAUGAUCUGCGCGCGCGCGCCGUGGAUGAGCUGCCCUCCCGCGCCAGCACCGAAGAACAAAUACAGCGCGUCGAGGCCGAACUGGUCAACCUGUCAACAAUCAAGAGCAAGUAUGAAACCAAACUGGCUGAACGCCAGCGGCAGUUUGCCCUCCUUCUGCGCACCGUUCAAGACCUCAAGACUGGUCUUCAAGACGAUGAUCCCGUGGAACCUAGCCCUCCGAGUGGUCCCACCGUGUUUGAGGAGACAACCAACGAUGACGUGGGCACCAACGUCGACAUGGGCUGAGCCCGUUGUUGGUCGUGUUGUAGCAAGGCGGAUGAACCGAAACCCCCUCCCACCCUCAAAAAUAUUCAAGCUGCUGGCAUCUUAUGUUAGGCGCCGCUAGCACAAUCCAAUUGUCACGAGG